Mesorhabditis spiculigera is the source of this 381-nucleotide messenger RNA. NCBI's taxonomy places the organism in Eukaryota, Metazoa, Nematoda, Chromadorea, Rhabditida, Rhabditidae. The record is from the annotation of a GenBank genome assembly.
AUGAUGGUGUCAUUCCUGGUCCGCCUCUACCGUAAGAGCUCCGUCGGCGUGUCGACCAUGCAGAAAGUCGUGGUCAUCCAGUGCCUCUCCAUUUGCAUCGUCAUGAUGAUCGCAUCGGGCAUCUACUGCUUCAUGCAGUUUAUCCCGGUGCCCGUCUUCUUCGUCGUCAUCUCCACGAUGAUGUGGCAGUUUUCAAAUGGAGCGCCCGGCGUGAUGUACGUGGUCGUCAACCGCUCGAUCCGCACGGCCGUCUUGACGAUGCUCGGCAUUCGCAAAGAUACCAAAACUGGCCACCUGGCCAGCACUGCUUCCGGGAACAAGGUCGGCUCCGUGUCGGCCGCCAAAAAGGACAAGGACUCCGAUGCUGUCGAGGACAAAUUU